UUUACAACCCUCACCCCACAGAAGAUGAGUUAUGAUUUUGAUACAACUCGUAGAAUCAAUAUUAAGUACCUCCUACCGUAGGUAAUCUAGAUCAGAUACGUAUAUUAGGUAGGUGUGUACCUAAAUUUGGACCGUAGAAAAAUGUGUGAGUGGAUAUGACAAUAUAAAGUCUCUCAAGUUAGCAAUAAAUACCUGGUUUCCGAAAUACUUUAUAUCUACCUAGGUGGAGGCUGUUGGUAUUAAAAACUACCUACCUCCUAACCUACCUAACCUAACCUAAUCUUCGUCCAAUUUACCUAUUCUUCAAGAAGAAGAAGCUAGAAUCAACACAAUCAUGAGAGGUACUCAACAUGUUCGAGGAAAAACAACCAAGCUCUUGGUCUUAAAUCCCAACUCCUCCAAGGCCAUGACCGAUGGCAUGAACGUCGUCAUCAAUUCUGUAGACCUACCAUACUCAACCGAAAUCCACACGUACACGGGCCCAGAGGGGGCACCCCCCAGUAUAAACGACGGGAAGGACCUCGACGAGAGCACCGAGGCCGUGCUCGAGGACUUGGAGACCUCUUUCCCCAACGGCGUGAAAUAUGACGGCAUCGUAGUCGCCUGUUACAGCGUGCACCCUCUUGUGCCCGCCAUGCAGCAGGACCGUGCGAAAUACCCCAAAGCUGUCACCGGUAUUUUCGAGGCGAGUAUUCUAGCCGCUUUAUCUGUGCUCGCAUACGGCGAGGCCUGGGGUAUCGUCACCACGGGUAAAUUCUGGGAGAAACACUUAGCUGCGGGCGUACGGAAUUUCCUCGGUGCAGAAACAAGGAGCCCUGGUACCGAUAAUUCAAAAUUUGUCGGAGUUGAAUCCACCGGUCUGAAUGCCUCCGACUUCCAUCAUGGCGUUGAUCCCGCUGUUGUGAGGCAAAAGCUGAAAGAAGCAACUAAGAGACUUCUUUCUAAAGGCCGUGUCCGUUGUGUCGUCAUGGGAUGUGCGGGUAUGGCCGGGUUGGAAGACAUUAUCCGAGAGGCAGCCAGCGAAGAAAAUGGAGAGGACUUUGCACAUUCUCAACUGCAUGUUGUUGACGGCGUUAGAGCCGCAAUAAUGCAGCUCGAGCAUACAAUUAGAUACCAGAGAUUACUACCCGGGAGAACAUGAUAAUGAUGAAU
Molecule: messenger RNA, 1152 nt
Organism: Daldinia caldariorum
Lineage: Eukaryota; Fungi; Ascomycota; Sordariomycetes; Xylariales; Hypoxylaceae
Product: Asp/Glu/hydantoin racemase
Exons: 2
Coding region: 335-1141 (268 amino acids)
Source: RefSeq, a predicted model, not a curated record